AUGUCGACCACGACAACGACGACCGGCACCGAGGCCAUCACGGCCGAGUCGAUCCUGCGCCUGUUCCCCGACAUCGACACGAGCACCGAGGCGCUGAGCGGUCACGAUGCCGAGCAGAUUCGCCUGAUGGACGAGGUCUGCAUUGUCCUUGACGAGAACGACAAGCCCAUUGGCAACGCGAGCAAGAAGGCUUGCCACCUCAUGACCAACAUCGACAAGGGCCUGCUGCACCGCGCCUUCUCCGUCUUCCUCUUCGACGCGGACAACAAGCUGCUGCUGCAGCAGCGCGCGACGGAGAAGAUCACGUUCCCGGACAUGUGGACCAACACGUGCUGCUCGCACCCGCUGGGCAUCCCCGGCGAGACGGGCAGCAACCUGGAGGACUCGGUGGCGGGCGUCAAGAACGCGGCGCGGCGCAAGCUCGAGCACGAGCUCGGCAUCGACCCCAAGCAGGUGCCGUUCGACGACUUCCACUUCCUGACGCGCAUCCACUACAAGGCGCCUAGCGAUGGCAAGUGGGGAGAGCACGAGAUCGACUACAUCCUCUUCAUCAAGGCCAAGGUCGACCUCAACCCCAACAAGAACGAGGUCCAGGCGACGCAGUACGUCAGCGCCGACGAGCUCAAGAACCUGUUCAAGCAGCCCGACCUCAAGUUCACGCCGUGGUUCAAGCUCAUCUGCGAGAGCAUGCUGUUCGAGUGGUGGGGCAGCCUCGAGUCCGGGCUGGACAAGUACACCAACGAGCAGGAGAUUCGCCGCAUGUAA
Molecule: messenger RNA, 765 nt
Organism: Colletotrichum siamense
Lineage: Eukaryota; Fungi; Ascomycota; Sordariomycetes; Glomerellales; Glomerellaceae
Gene: idi1
Product: Isopentenyl-diphosphate Delta-isomerase
Exons: 3
Coding region: 1-765 (254 amino acids)
Biological process (GO): isoprenoid biosynthetic process; isopentenyl diphosphate biosynthetic process
Cellular component (GO): cytoplasm
Molecular function (GO): isopentenyl-diphosphate delta-isomerase activity
Source: RefSeq, a predicted model, not a curated record